This is a messenger RNA of Clunio marinus, 1743 nucleotides long. The record is from the annotation of a GenBank genome assembly. NCBI's taxonomy places the organism in Eukaryota, Metazoa, Arthropoda, Insecta, Diptera, Chironomidae.
AUGAAGGUAGAUAAAAGCGUUUCUACAAGCAAUGACGCACUUUUCACAGGAACCACACCGGCAAACGAGUUGAACAGCAUCAUAAAGUUUGAGACCGUAUUUACGACGCUAGUUGAGAAUAAAAUUUUAGCUAUUAAACGCGAAUGUGAACAACACGAGAAUAAGAAAAAGUCAAGAACCUUGAAGAAUUUUUUAUCGAGAAAAUCAGAUUUGGCAGUUAUAGUAGACGAUAAAGGAAAACAUGAGUCGGAUGGUGAUAUUGAACCGAAAAAGAAGACAAAAAGAAAUUUCUUUCUUCGUCAUAAAAAGCAGCAAUCAGAUGUUGAUGUAGAGAAAGGUGAACAGCCAGCUGACAAUGAAAGAUCUGUAGCGAGUGAGAUAGCAAAAGUUGAAGUUGAAAAUGACAAGACAGAUAAACCAACACAGGGAUUAUUAGAUGCAAGUGGUAAAGAACCACCGAAAUUAGAUAGUCAUUUAAAUGAACAUAUAACAGCAGCGACGAAACCAGAAAAUGUCUCAGUCGCAAGCGAAAAUGUCAAUGACAGAAUUUCCAAUUGUGAUAAAAUAUUAAUUAAUAAUCGAACGGAACAUGCACAAUUAACGGUAAGCACAAAUAAUUCAUCAAAUGUUCUUUGCAAUAACACAGCAAAAGAUUCGUCACCAUUGUCAGCUGAGAACAAUAAUAAUAAAAACAACAACGAACUCGAUGAGAGUUUAGCGACAACAGCUGAUAUCAGUUUACAACAACAAUCGUCAGUUGUUGUUCAAGUCAAACCGUCACCAAUCAACGAUAAUAAUAACACUAAUAAUAAGAAUAAUAAUGUUAAUAAUAAUAAUGGAAAAAGUGACGUUGCGAUAUGUGAUGAUGGAGCUUCAAGUCAAAAUACGAGUGAUAUUGAAUUUUCUUUGGUUAGUGAAUCGAUAAGCGAAUUGCCGGCAAAUGUUCGUAGCAAGAAGACAUCAACAAAUUCCGAUCCAAUAAUUAAGAAGCCUGUUCUCUUUUUAUCACCGCCACUAACACGUGAAGCAAAGGUCAACGAGCGUAAAGCAAUCAGUUGCCAAUCGACCCCACUUUUUGGACGUCAUCAGCAAGCACCACUGAGAAGUGAAGGUGAAAAUAAAAAGGUUCUCACAUUUCAAAAGGAAUUACCAAAAAAAUCAUGUGAACCGAAAGCUAUCGAGAAAACAAAAUCCCAAACAAUUGUCAUCGCUCCAACAUCAACGACCACAACAACAACUCUUGCUAAACCUUUGUCAUCAGCAACUGGACCGCUUGAACAUGUCCACUCGACUCGAAAAUCCCAAAAACAUUCAAAAUAUCGUGACGUUUCAGUGGAAUAUGAGAUCAGCUAUGACGACGAUGGAAAUCUUUCUCCACGUGGCUUCAUAUCGAGUUUUAAUCAGUUGACAUCACAAAUGCCACCUGCUGCUGUAAUAACAACCACAACGACCAAAAAGCAAUCGACAAAACAUCCAAAAGUACAAUCGAUAAAGGAUGAAAAGGCACAGCAGGAGAAUUUCAUAGAUGGAAGAUCUGAUGAUAAGACUGCAAAGCACCACGAAAUCGAGCUUGAGUUAGACGACAUAGGAAUCGAUAUAGUCAAUAAGAAAAAGAAACGAAGACGACGAAGUAGUCGAGGUUCCGAUCCAGUUGUUUAUCCAUCUUCGAGUGGAUUGAAGCAUUGCAUUCUCAGUAGACCACCUAAUCAACCAAUUUGUGAAAACUUCAAGCAAUCAAAAUAG